Messenger RNA from Indicator indicator, 1119 nucleotides. It is a transcript of the gene DYNC2LI1, whose product is annotated as dynein cytoplasmic 2 light intermediate chain 1. The transcript is spliced from 13 exons. Gene Ontology annotation, biological process: intraciliary transport involved in cilium assembly; intraciliary retrograde transport. Gene Ontology annotation, cellular component: ciliary basal body; axoneme; cytoplasmic dynein complex. The record is from RefSeq and is a predicted model, not a curated record. The coding region runs from base 13 to 1119 and encodes 368 amino acids. NCBI's taxonomy places the organism in Eukaryota, Metazoa, Chordata, Aves, Piciformes, Indicatoridae. Gene Ontology annotation, molecular function: dynein heavy chain binding.
CCCUGUGAAGCGAUGACCAAGGUCAGUGACACUUUAUGGGAUCUUGCUAUAGCUGAAGUGGAGAAGAGAGAAAACACUUACAGUGAUGACAAGAGUGUGGAAGUUUGGGAAAAGUCGAUAUUAUUUAUGGGAAACAAAAAUGGGGGGAAAACUACUAUUAUACUGAGGUGUCUUGAGAGGGAAGAGAUUCCAAAGCCAACAUUAGCCUUGGAAUAUACUUUUGGAAGAAGGGUGAGGAGACACAAUGCACCUAAAGAUAUUGCGCAUUUUUGGGAACUAGGUGGUGGAACUUCAUUACUGGACCUGAUUCAAAUACCAAUCACUAACAACAACAUAAACUCAUUUGCUGUGGUUCUUGUAUUGGAUCUGUCCAAACCUAAUGAACUCUGGACUACUAUGGAAAAACUUCUGCAGGUCACCAGGCACCACGUGAACAAAAUUUUGACCAAAGUAGAAAAGACAAGUCCUGAAGUAGCUACUGAAAUUAAACAGAGGGUGGAGAACAAUCUGCAGAAGGAUCAUCCAGAUUAUGAAUUAAUUGAUCCUUUUCCAAUACCCUUGGUGAUAAUUGGAAGCAAAUAUGACAUUUUUCACGAGUUUGACUCUGAAAUGAGGAAAAUAAUAAGCAAGACACUUCGAUUUGUUUCGCAUUAUUAUGGAGCAUCAUUAGUGUUUACCAGUAAAUCUGAGGCUCUCCUGCUGAAAGCCCGUGUUCUUAUUAAUCACUUGGCAUUUGGCUAUGAUAAAAGCAAGUCUCUAUCAGUGGAUCACAGCAAACCCCUCUUUAUACCAGCAGGCCUGGAUUCCCUGAGCCAAAUAGGACCUCCACCUGCCUCUGACAGUGAUAUUGGAAAGAUGCGUGCAAAAACACCUUUGGAGCUGUGGAAAAAAGUAUUUGAGGAAACAUUUCCUCCCAAGAGUUUCUGUGAUUUACAAGAUACCAAGGACCCUGCACAGGAUUUACAAUAUGCUGAGUGUGAAGUUGAUGUCACGAGAGCUCAGAAAAAACAGGUGUGUGGUAGCUGUUCAACUGCUAUCCAGAGUCAGGAACUUGAACACUACAGAAGAAAUGGCUCUAAAUCCUGGAAAGAAAUGGAUUUUGACUCUGAAGUGUUCUAG